GAAACCAGAGAUGAAGGAGUGAGACAUCACUCUCUCAGAGAGGAUCUUCUUUAGUUUAAACCAGAGAUGAAACUGAAGUUUCUUCAGUCUCUUCACCAUCAACUCCUGCAGCUUCUGGUCCAGGUCUUGGUCUCCAGGUCCAGGUCUUACAGUCCAGGUCCAGGUCCAGGUCCAGGUCUAGGUCUGGUAUCAGGUCCAGGUCUCCGGGAUCAUGAAGGACCAGAACUUCAACGACGAGAUCCUGAAGAUUCUGGACGAAGCUCCGACUUCCAGAAACGCCCUGAAGGGAAACUACGAGAACCUGCUGGCGGUGGCCGAGUACUGCUGCACCAACUAUGUUCAGGCGGGCGACUCCGGCCUGACGGCGCUGGAGGAAACUAAGAAGUUCACCACGCAGUCGCUAGCCAGCGUAGCGUACCAGAUUAGCACGCUGGCUAGCAGCGUGCUGAGCCUGCUGGACGCGCAGACCAAUCAGCUGAGCCGCAUGGAGUCGUCCAUCAACCUGAUUGGACAGACGGUGGAGAUGCACAAGGAGAAGGUUUCCCGGCGGGAGAUCGGCGUCUUCACGGCGGUGCGGAGAGUUCCGCGCGGCCACAAGGUGAUUCCUCCGGCCAGCCCGACGCCCCGCCCACCUUACAGCCGCCGGCCAAUCAGCUACCAGCAGCUGGACGAGCUGGGCCACGGCAUGAAGGUUGCCGGGAAACAGCCGGACAAAGCCGGAACCAUCCGGAAACACGGAGCCUCCGUCAGGUCCAACAAGAACCCAGAACCGGUCCAGUGUCCUGUAGCCCCCCCUGGUGGCCCGGUGGCCCCCCCUGGUGGCACGGUAGCUCCUGGUGGCAGCUCCAGCUUCGGGAAGCCCGUGGCUCCGCCCACAAUCCCGCCCACCUGGCAGGCUCCGCCCGACUGUGACAUCAUCACCUCCCUGCUGGACGAAGCCCCGCCCCCUCCACCGCUGACCAGUGAUGAUGAUGUCACUUCCUCCUCGGCCCCGCCCCCUCCUCCUCCUCCUCCUCCUGAUUCGUCGGGAGGGAUGUUGGCCCCGCCCCCUCCUCCUCCGCCUCCCCCUCCUUCAACGGCCAAUCAGAGCCCUCCGGCUCCGGCUCCGCCCCCAAACCUGGGACUGGAGACAGUGGUGGAGGAGAACGGGCUCCUCCCUCCUCCCCCUCCCCUCCCUGAUGACGAGCUGCUGGCCCCGCCCCCUCCGCCGCUGGCCCCGCCCCCUCCAGUCCAGGACGUAGACGCAUGCUCUGCUUCAGCGGCGCUGCAGCCCCGGAGGAGCCGCCGCCGCGGCUCGCCGCCCGCCGCUCGCUCCGCCUCCCUGAGGGUCCGAUCAGGCCCCGCCUCCCGCCGCCGAAGCCACGCCCACUCCCUCUUCCUGCCCGCCGUCCAAUCACUCAUGAUCCCCCCUCCCCCUCCCUACCCCCCUCCUCUGGCCCCGCCCACUCAGGCCCCGCCCACUUCCUCUUCCUCUUCUGCUCUGCUGCGUCGCUGCUCCUCUUCCUCACCGCGGCUACCGGCUAGCCUGGAGCACCUGGAUCUGGAGAUUCCAGCCCCGCCCCCUUUCCUGGGGUUUGAUGACAUCAUGCCGCCAGGGGCGGGGUUUGAUGACAUCAUGCCGCCAGGGGCGGGGUUUGAUGACAUCAUGCCGCCAGGGGCGGGGUUUGAUGACAUCAUGCCGCCCCUCCCCCCCCCGGUGGAUUACGACACGGACGUCCCCCCGGAGUUCCUGGAGAAAGUCGUAGUGCUGCACGGCUACGUAGCUUCCAAACCGGAUGACCUGUCCAUCGCCGAGGGCGACGUCAUCUUCCUGACGCAUCGCCAUGACGACGGCUGGUCCGAGGGCUUCUUAAAGGGCCGGCGCGGAUUCUUCCCAAACAACUUCGUUCAAUCGUGGACGGGCUGAGCCGCCGUCGCCGUGGAAACGCCUCUCCAAUCAGCACCCGGGAUACGUUUAGAAUGAUUUAAUAGAUAAAACUCACGAUUAAAAAGUCUAGAUUCAUGGAUUCACUCACCUGGAAGGAGUCGAGUUGUUGUAAUUAAUAACAGAAAUAAAGUUUAUUUUACUGAAACCAC
Molecule: messenger RNA, 2076 nt
Organism: Cololabis saira (Pacific saury)
Lineage: Eukaryota; Metazoa; Chordata; Actinopteri; Beloniformes; Belonidae
Gene: abi3a
Product: ABI family, member 3a
Exons: 12
Coding region: 212-1906 (564 amino acids)
Cellular component (GO): lamellipodium
Molecular function (GO): SH3 domain binding
Source: RefSeq, a predicted model, not a curated record